UCAGCAACACUUCCCUCUAUCUGAUACGGCGGCUAUGUCCUUAAUUCACGCAUGUGUUCAAUUAAUCUGCUCCUUUCUCAACGACGAAAACAUUCUAAACCGAUUAAAUGUGAAAUACUUUGUAUGCGAUUUUACUAUUUUACCCUCGACUCUACUCCUCUCUUCCCUUUUUACCCUUGUUCAUUUUCUUUACUUGAAUAUUCGGUAUAUAUAUCGGCGAUUAUGGAAUCAAAUUUUCCUUGCUAAGACGACUGCCAAAACAGAGCAGCUUCUUCUUCUUUGAUCUUUGUUAAUUAGAUGGAUUACUCAGGAUUCUUCUCGCCGGCGUCGGAUUUCUCAUCGGAAUCCUCGUUUGAUUCGCCGGAAUCUUCGUUCAUCAAUUUGGAUCAUGAUUUUCUUCCUUUUAAUGAGAAUGAUUCCGAGGAAAUGGUUCUUUAUGAGAUGAUCUCGGAGGGGAGGCAGGAUUCGUCCGAGAAGGGAAUUGGGGCGGUGCGAAUUAAGGAGGAGGAGGUGGAUUCCGUCGGCGAAGAGAGCCCAAAGAAGGAGAGAUCUUACAGGGGAGUUCGCCGGCGUCCAUGGGGGAAAUUCGCCGCCGAAAUUAGAGAUUCCACCAGACGUGGCAUAAGGGUAUGGUUGGGAACAUUCGACAGUGCGGAAGCCGCCGCUUUAGCCUACGAUCAAGCCGCCUUUGCGAUGAGAGGAGCCACGGCGAUUCUCAAUUUCCCCGUCGACAGAGUUAGGGAAUCUCUUAAGGAAAUGAACUGCGGCGGCGAUGGUUAUGGGCUCGCCGAGGACGGCGGGUCGCCGGUGAUUGCUUUGAAAAGAAAACACUCAGUGAGAAGGAAUGGCAUAAGCAAAAAGAAGAAAGAGAGAGAUGUAAGGAUCCAAAACAUGGUGGUUUUGGAGGAUUUAGGAACAGAGUAUUUGGAAGAGCUUCUGGGGUGUUCUUGCUAAACCCAAAUUAUUAUUCUUAAUUUCUCUCUAAUCCCACCAUAAUCUCAUCAGGGGAUCUCUUAAUUAGGUGUUAAUAUUGUUUUCCCUCCCUCCCUCCCCUGUUUUAGCAGACAAGAAUUAAGACAAGAUGAUCAUAUUGUUACCAAUUUCGAUCACAUUAUUAAUGUUAUUCUUUGUUGCUUUUACCUUCUUCUUUCAUCUCAUUGUAAAGUAAACCAACAAAAAGGUGAGCUAUCCUUAUACUUCUGGAUAGCCUCAAUUCAAAUGUAUAAUUAUUAAACGAAUGUUGCUCAAA
Messenger RNA from Cucurbita pepo subsp. pepo (vegetable marrow), 1249 nucleotides. RefSeq names its product ethylene-response factor C3. Gene Ontology annotation, biological process: regulation of DNA-templated transcription; ethylene-activated signaling pathway. NCBI's taxonomy places the organism in Eukaryota, Viridiplantae, Streptophyta, Magnoliopsida, Cucurbitales, Cucurbitaceae. Gene Ontology annotation, molecular function: DNA binding; DNA-binding transcription factor activity. The record is from RefSeq and is a predicted model, not a curated record.